AGGAAAAAAAGCAAGAAAAAUUUGUUCGGUUUCGAGGCGAUCGCAUCGGAACCUUUCACGAGAGCCACACCCAUGUCGAUAUAGACAUUUAAAUCACAGGGACGUCUGAGAUUUUACCUUGACGAGACCUGAAAUCCCUAUUAUUCAAGACUUUUCUUCACCUUCGCCUUUACACCUAAUUUCAAGCAGCCGAGGCAUAUAAGUCGUACCUGACUACCAAGAUGGUUCUCACGCACACGACCAAUCAUACCUAUUCACACCCAUUCCCGACUGUGACUUUAGCCUUCUUCCUCCGUUACUACUCGCCACGUCUCAAUCCCUUCUCUAGUCAUGUCCUUUCCAGCGACACCAUCUCGUCACAUGUCGACCCACAGACUGGUCGCCUGCACACGACUCGCAUCCACAUGAAGAAGACCCGCUUGCCCUCCGCCGUAGUAAAGCUCCUUCCCAGCAGCGUUACUGGUGGAGGUGGUGACAAGUCGAGCUAUGUCCUCGAGACUAGUGUUGUGGAUAUUAAAGAGGGAUGGAUGAAGACGGAGAGUCGGAAUCUGAACUACACGGGUGUCCUAAGUGUAGUUGAGGAGCAACGCUAUUCAACCACCCCUCCCGACCAGGCUACGUCAUCCUCGUUGUCUGGUUCCGGAACCGUAGGAAGCUCUCGUACCCUGGCUCCUAACACCUUUGUUACAACUACGUUCUCCUACAGAUCUACGCUGGGCGGAAAGAAGCACGAAAAAGCUGCGGCAGAAUCUACGGAUGGAAAUGAAGAGUCUGGUACACGACGGUUUGGUGACUGGAUUUCGGGAUGGGGUGCCAAGCGGAUCCAGAGCAGCAUCGAAUCCAUCGCUUCGAACAAGACAGACGACCAGAUACUCAAAUCGCGCGACGGGAUGCGCAUCGUCUUGGAGCGGCUGCGGAGCAACGGCGUCGUUGCCGUGCUAAGGGAGCUCAGGCGGCGAGAAGGAAACGUCUUUGAGCAGUGAACAUGGAUCCGGAUUAUUUUUCCUUGGCUCAGGAUUAUACCCGUGUUACAACACAACUUGUAUAUCCAUCUCUGGUAUUUCAAAUUAGCAAGGCGUUUGGGGAAUUAGCUGGAGGCAGCAAAAGCGAUAGCAGGCUCGCAACGUCUUUUAUUAUGAACGACCACAGCACGAAUCGGAAUAUCGAAAUAUUAUGGGGAGGGGAGAAAGGAGGGGAGCGGGGCGGGGCUGGUAAGGCUGGCU
Daldinia vernicosa is the source of this 1223-nucleotide messenger RNA. Its product is annotated as PRELI-like family-domain-containing protein. The coding region runs from base 222 to 983 and encodes 253 amino acids. Gene Ontology annotation, molecular function: phosphatidic acid transfer activity. Gene Ontology annotation, cellular component: mitochondrial intermembrane space. Lineage: Eukaryota; Fungi; Ascomycota; Sordariomycetes; Xylariales; Hypoxylaceae. The transcript has a single exon. The record is from RefSeq and is a predicted model, not a curated record. Gene Ontology annotation, biological process: phospholipid transport.